This is a messenger RNA of Dama dama (fallow deer), 2967 nucleotides long. RefSeq names its product TNF receptor associated factor 1 (gene TRAF1). Gene Ontology annotation, biological process: tumor necrosis factor-mediated signaling pathway; positive regulation of JNK cascade; regulation of apoptotic process. The coding region runs from base 636 to 1883 and encodes 415 amino acids. Gene Ontology annotation, cellular component: cytoplasmic side of plasma membrane; plasma membrane signaling receptor complex. The transcript has 8 exons. Gene Ontology annotation, molecular function: tumor necrosis factor receptor binding; ubiquitin protein ligase binding; zinc ion binding. NCBI's taxonomy places the organism in Eukaryota, Metazoa, Chordata, Mammalia, Artiodactyla, Cervidae. The record is from RefSeq and is a predicted model, not a curated record.
GAGGCGGCGGCGGCGAGACAGGGUAACCGAGACCCACUGUGAGGAAGUGACUUUCACCUCCUCUGGAUGGGGCAGAGCUCAUAUGCAUGGAACUUUCAUUUUUGGACCUGCCUCCAGAACCCUGGGGAUUUCCACUAGAGUGGUGAUCACCCCCACCGAGAAUCCCAGACUGCUCAGAGGGCCCAGGGAAUACAGACGAGUCAGGGACUGGAGCUCUCUCUGCCCCUGGCCCUGGGGAGGAGGUGGAGGAAGCCAGCCGCAGCCUGAGGUCCCCCGACGGGAAACUCUGAACUACCGUCCCUGAAAGUCUGCGAUGCGGUUCUUCUCUCUGUCUGACUUGCUCUUCACCUCCCUCUCACUCGAAAGAAUGACUGGACGCUCCUGGAGCCUGCAGUCACCAUCCAGGGGAUUUUUUGCACCACAAAGGGUAAUUCCUGUCUCAUCCCUGCUGUGACUCAGCGGUGACGUCGAACCAUACAAGCCAGCGAGAAGAUAAAGGCAUCAGCCGCCCGCGUAUCAGAGCGGGUGGCCCAGCAGAGCGCACCGCUUCUCCCAGCACAGACCGCAGGGCUGGGCCCCUGCCCCGAGGAGCUUGGACCAGGCCCUCCACCCCCGGGCCCGCCUGGGACCCCAGGAUGGCCUCUGGCUCGGCCAGCAGCCCCCGCCCGGCCCCCGAUGAGAAUGAGUUCCCCUUUGGGUGCCCCCCCACCGCCUGCCAGGACCCCCCAGAGCCCGGGCCUGUCUGCUGCGCCGUCUGUCUCUCUGAGAACACGAGGAAUGGUGAGGAUCGGAUCUGUCCCAAAUGCAAAGGGGAAGACACCCCGUCUGAAAGUCCAGGAAGCCUUCUGUCUCAGGAGAAGGAUCACCCCGAGGUGGCUGAGGCUGGAGUUGGGUGCCCCUUUGCAGGUGUUGGCUGCUCCUUCAAGGGAAGCCCAAAGUUCAUGGAGGAGCAUGAGGUCACCUCCCAGGCCACCCACCUGAACCUGCUGUUGGGGUUCAUGAAGCAGUGGAAGGCCCAGCUGGGCUCUGGCCUGGGGUACGGGCCCAUGGCCCUGGAACGGAACCUGUCGGACCUGCAGCUGCAGGGGGCCGUGGAGGUGGCCGGGGACCUGGAGGUGGACUGCUACCGGGCCCCCUGCUCCGAGAGCCAGGAGGAACUGGCCCUGCAGCACUUCAUGAAGGAGAAGCUCCUGACGGAGCUGGAAGGGAAGCUAUGCGUGUUCGAGAACAUUGUGGCCGUCCUCAACAAGGAGGUGGAGGCCUCCCACCUGGCCCUGGCCGCCUCCAUCCACCAGAGCCAGCUGGACCGCGAACACAUCCUGAGGCUGGAGCAGAGGGUGCUGGAGUUGCAGCAGACCCUGGCCCAGAAGGACCAGGCCUUGGGCAAGCUGGAGCAGAGCCUGCGCCUGAUGGAGGAGGCCUCCUACGACGGCACCUUCCUGUGGAAGAUCACCAACGUCUCCCGACGUUGUCAUGAGUCGGCCUGCGGCAGGACCGUCAGCCUCUUCUCCCCAGCUUUCUACACCGCCAAGUACGGAUACAAGUUGUGCCUGCGGCUCUACCUGAACGGGGAUGGGACGGGGAAGAGGACCCACCUGUCCCUCUUCAUCGUGAUCAUGAGAGGGGAGUAUGAUGCUCUGCUGUCGUGGCCUUUCAGGAACAAGGUCACCUUCAUGCUGCUGGACCAGAACAACCGUGAGCACGCCAUCGACGCCUUCCGGCCCGACCUGAACUCAGCUUCCUUCCAGCGGCCCCAGAGUGAAACCAACGUGGCCAGCGGCUGCCCGCUCUUCUUCCCCCUCAACAAGCUGCAGUCGUCCAAGCACGCCUACGUGAAGGACGACACCAUGUUCCUCAAGUGCAUCGUGGAGACGAACACUUAGGGCUGGCAGGGCCCAGCCGUCCACGCCCGGGUCCUCGGGGAGACCAGCUUGGAAGGGGGUUCAGCACGAUGACCGCGGUCCCAGCUCUUUGUGCCCAAGACCCCAGGACAUGAUGAUGGGCCGGGGCUGGCAUCCCCUGAGCCCGGCUGACAGAUUGGCUGUCACCUUAGCGGCAGGACCUUGGAGCAGACUCACAAAGGCAGAAGGUGCGGAGGGAGGUGGUGCAGAACUGGUCCCCCAGCACUCACCACGCAGAACUGGAGGCCGGAGAACCACCCCAGCCCCGAACGUGGGAUGGACUCUGGCCCAGAGAGGGAGGGUGUGGGGGCCCGGCUGGGGCGUGAACGCUGAGCUGGAGAUGCGGGACCUCAGCCAAGGGCUCCGGGGAUGGGGAGGCCUCUGCGGGUCACCAUGGAGACCAUGCUUGCUGUCUUCCUGCUCGGGGGGUCAGAACUGCAACCAGGGGUGGAAGAGACGGAGCCCAGUGCAAUUUAGUCUGUCCCGGCCUGGACUGAGUUCCCCGGCACUGGAGGUGAACAAGCAACCGCAGAGGGCUAUGCUUUGGGGAGGGCAUCAAACGGGGGGUGGAUUUGAAGACCUUCGCGGUUCCUUCCAAGCCCAGAGCGUCUCUAACGCUCGGCCCCCAGGCCGCUGAGGCCAAGGGCUGCAGCAUUCGGGAGCCCCCUGCCCUCCAGGGUCCUGACUUGCCUUCAGCACCUUGAGGUGGGCGAGCUGGCCUGCAUGGCUCUGUCCCCGCUGGGCCUGGCAGCUGGCUUCCCCUCUAUGCAGAGCCACACACAGGCCCUGUGUCCUGCGCCUCCCCCAGCCAAAGGCCCCUCCGCCUCCUCCCGGGGAAACCAGGUCUCUGAGCUCCCAGGAGCAGCCGCAAGGAGCGUGGAGAAGGAUAGGGACCCACACUCCCCGUGCUGCCUGCCCGGGGGCCCCCACUUAGCCAUGUUCAGAACCCCAUGUCACCCGCUGAACCAAAGUAACCACAUCUCUAUUUGACGGGUCAGGACCUCUGAGCCACCCGCAGACGCUGUCCUUUUGUGUGUAUAAAGCCAAAGAAAGAACUGUUCUUUAA